Messenger RNA from Erinaceus europaeus (western European hedgehog), 1003 nucleotides. RefSeq names its product thymocyte nuclear protein 1 (gene THYN1). NCBI's taxonomy places the organism in Eukaryota, Metazoa, Chordata, Mammalia, Eulipotyphla, Erinaceidae. Bases 199 to 849 code for a protein of 216 amino acids. The record is from RefSeq and is a predicted model, not a curated record. Gene Ontology annotation, cellular component: nucleus. The transcript is spliced from 8 exons.
UAACUUCUCAUCUGCAGAGUGGUGAGACGAUAAUAUAUGAUGGAGAGAAAGAUCAAGGAAAAGAACUGAAUAGAAGUUUAGGAGCAAGAUAAGCGUGACGGAAACAGGGGCUAGGGUUUCUGGGGCCCAUACAGAUUCCUCUUGUAUCUCUUGGUUGACUCCAGAAUAUUCCGCUUUUCAGCCUUCUGCAGGGAAACCAUGCCUAGACCACGGAAGAGGCUGGCCGGGGCUGCUGGGCUAGACAAGAAGGGUCCAGCAGGAAAACAUGUCAAAACUAAGAACACGGAGAGCUCCAGCCCUCAGAAGAUACCAGCCUCAAAAAAUUGUGAGAAGAAUACAGGUAGCUACUGGCUGAUGAAGUCAGAGCCAGAAAGCCGAUUAGAGAAAGGUGUAGAUGUAAAGUUCGGCAUUGAGGAUCUCAAAGCACAGCCCAAGCAGACAGCUUGCUGGGAUGGUGUUCGCAACUACCAGGCCCGGAACUUCCUUAGAGCCAUGAAAGUGGAUGAAGAAGCUUUCUUCUAUCAUAGCAACUGCAAAGAGCCAGGUAUUGCAGGACUUAUGAAGAUUGUGAAGGAGGCCUACCCAGACCACACACAGUUUGAGAAAACUAACCCCCAUUAUGAUCCUUCAAGCAAAGAAGACAACCCCAAAUGGUCUAUGGUGGAUGUACAGUUUGUUCGGAUGAUGAAGCGUUUCAUUCCCUUGGCUGAGCUCAAAACCCAUCACCAAGCUCAUAAAGCCACUGGUGGCCCCUUAAAAAAUAUGGCUCUCUUCACUCGCCAGCGACUCUCAGUUCAGCCCCUAACCCAAGAAGAGUUUGAUUUCAUUUUGAGCCUGGAGGAGAAGUAAUCAAGUUAACCAAGACACCAUUGCUGGAAUGGGCCAGGCAUUACUCCAAAGAAUACAAGCUUUUGUAAGACAAAAGAUGGAUAUUCUAUUUACCUGGUUGUAGACAUAGGUUGUUUUUGUAAAUUUUUCCCCCAAUAAAGCAUUAUCAAAAGUU